This is a messenger RNA of Plasmodium inui San Antonio 1, 1173 nucleotides long. RefSeq names its product translation factor pelota. Lineage: Eukaryota; Apicomplexa; Aconoidasida; Haemosporida; Plasmodiidae. The coding region runs from base 1 to 1173 and encodes 390 amino acids. Gene Ontology annotation, cellular component: cytoplasm. Gene Ontology annotation, biological process: nuclear-transcribed mRNA catabolic process, non-stop decay; ribosome disassembly; RNA surveillance. The record is from RefSeq and is a predicted model, not a curated record. The transcript has a single exon.
AUGAAGCUGCUCUUCCGAAAGCGAGACAACGAAGACAUGGCCUUCGGGGUGGUGGCCGAGGAGGACGACGAUCUUUGGCAUUUGUACAAUCUGAUUAGCAUCCACGACGAAGUCGAGACGUCCACGACGAGGAAGGUACACAAGGACAUCGGAAAUAAUACAUACGCCACGGAAAUUAGGAAAAUGAAGCUCACCCUUAUGAUAACCAAAGUAGACUUCGACUCAGUCAACAACAGUCUCAGAUUGUCAGGAAAGAAUAUCAAAAACAACGAUUAUGUGAAAAUGGGACAGUAUCACACCUUCGAAAUAGGACUUAAUGAGAAGAUAAAAAUAAAGAAGAAAAACUGGGACAGUGUGUACAGGGAAAAAUUGGAGGAAUGUACGAACGUACAGAUAAAUUCCAAAGUGGCCAUCCUGCUAGUGAGCUGCGGAGAAGCUCAAAUGUACCUCCUCACGGAGAAUCUCUGUAAACAUAUCUUCACCUUAAACAAAGUGAUUAAGAAAAAGAGAGAAAAAAACAACAACUCUCUGUACGCAAAAUCGAUGUGUGCAUUUUUCCAGCAACUCCUCCUCCAGUUGCUCAAAAAUGUGAAUAUACAAAAUAUGCAGUGUAUCGUUCUUGGGGGACCCGGUUUUUUUAAAAAUGACUUCCUUCAAUUUGUGUAUGAAAAAUCGGAACAGAAAAAUGAUAAAGACGUACUUAGCAUUAAGUCCAAGUUCCUCAUCGUGAAGACAUCCAGCAUCAACAGAAAUGCAGUGAACGAAAUCCUGAGUGAUGAAAAAAUAAAGAAACAGAUAUUAAACAUGAAGGUCGUUUCUCAUAUGGAUGUCUUAAAUAGAUUUUACAAGUUGUUCGAUAAAUGUGAAGAGAAAAUUUGCUACGGAGAGGGUGACGUCAGAUAUGCUGCUUCGUUGCAGGCCAUCGAAUCUUUGCUUAUUACUGACCGCACCUUCCGAAACUGUGAUGUGGUGACUAGGAAAGCAUACGUCGCCAUGCUUCGCGACGUGAAGAACAGCGGCGGCCGCGUGUUCAUCUUCCCCGACAACCACACCACGGGCGAGCAGCUCAACGCCCUCACGGGCAUCGCCGCGAUUUUGAAGUUCCCCGUCUACGCGCAGGAGGGGGAGCGGCAAGAGGAGAAGAGGCAAGAGGAGAAGAGGCAAGAUGAGUAG